This is a messenger RNA of Saprolegnia parasitica CBS 223.65, 165 nucleotides long. RefSeq lists its product as hypothetical. NCBI's taxonomy places the organism in Eukaryota, Oomycota, Saprolegniomycetes, Saprolegniales, Saprolegniaceae. The transcript has a single exon. The record is from RefSeq and is a predicted model, not a curated record. The annotation marks the transcript as partial.
AUGACCAGCAAGCGCAAGCGCGAGGCCGAUGGCGCCAUGUUCUCGGGCGCGCGCUUCUCCUUCGGCUUCCAAGCAUCGGGAGACGACGACGACGACGACGGCGCGGAUGCACCGCCGGCAGUCGCUGCGCACCCGUCGUCUGCCUCCAUCCGCGCCGCGUGCAAC